Messenger RNA from Mercenaria mercenaria, 2532 nucleotides. RefSeq lists its product as uncharacterized. The record is from RefSeq and is a predicted model, not a curated record. NCBI's taxonomy places the organism in Eukaryota, Metazoa, Mollusca, Bivalvia, Venerida, Veneridae. The transcript has 2 exons. The coding region runs from base 60 to 641 and encodes 193 amino acids.
ACAGGCAGUUCCUGCUGGCAGUUUACAUUUCAGUUCCAUCUGUUCUUGCUCACAUAAUAAUGUUAGCUUCAGCCUUGAUUAUAGUUCGCAGACGUACAAGUCCUAAAAGUGUUCCGGAUAUCAUGGAGGAAAGAAGUUCGGCUUUUGCAAAUCAGAUUAAUACCGACUCCACCACCGGGUCUGAAAUUGCAGUUUACGAACGCGGCGGUCUGAAUUCAUCUGAAUAUCAAUAUGCUGAUAUCACUUUAGACAACGCACAGCCAAAAGAUCUUGGGAAUUGUUACGGCACUAAAAAAGCAGACAACCCAGGGCAAAAUAACAUGCCGGAAAACAUGAAAGCCUACAGUCAUUUAGAGAUUAAGCCGAAUAUAUUCAAGGACACCACUUAUUCACACAUAUCAGAAACCAGUCGAGGGAAACUCAAUUCAGAAUCAAGCAGUUCUGCCUACUCACAAGUUUCCAGAGUCAAUGUUUCAAAGCAAAUAAAUAAAAUGACCGAGGAGCCUGACGACGAAUAUGACAAGCUGCAAAACACUAAGCGGAAAACCAUAUCAGAAAAGAACGUUCAAGAGAAUAAUGGAGACUCAAAGUAUGAUCAUGUGGUCGCAGGUGCAAGUAAUGGCAAGAAGAACAAUCAUUAAGGGGAUGGUUAUUCUCAUUUGAAUGGCAUGUUAUCUGAUGAGAAUGUUCCAGUUUCAAUGCAUUCAUAUGCAAGUAAUUAGACCCCUGCUGGAAAUUAAUUAUGGAUUUUUUGAGAUGCAAUAUCAACAGAAGUGUGAAGAAGCUGUUGACGUAACUAUACAUAAGUUUUAGACUGGAACCGUUUCAGACAAAAUAAUAUUCAAAUAUAAGACCAUGAACAAAAUUUUAAGAUAUGCAUCACAAUAAGUAAGACACGGGCUGCAGGAUAGACAAUUAAGCCAAAUAUAUGCAAAAUCAUUAUUUUACGCGCGUGAAAUGACGUUAUCCGAUCCAGGUGCGUAGCACGGUCGUAAAUAAUAGUUACCAUUUUUCUAACACUAUUAAUACUAGUAUGCCGUGUUAUAAUCGAAAUAACAAGUUUCCAAGUGUGAUUUUAUCGUAGAAUAACCCGACUUUUUCGUUUUUAUGCGAAACAAUAUAUAACUCAAACCUACAGCCUUCGUGAUAUAUACUUACGCCUAAGAACUCAAAACACGGCUUAUUCUACGAUAAAUCACACUUGGGAACUUAUUUGUUCUUAUAUGAAAUACAAUAAACAAAUAACAUAUAGAGUAAAAGGUUGACUAUGUAUAAUAGAUAUUCUCUGCUGAUUUCAUACCAAGGAAAGUAGCUUGAAAAACACUUAUUUCGAAUGGGCUGCUUAAUGACAUUUGUGAAUGAAGACGAGGUUGUGUAUGAAAUGCUAAAGAUACAUUUGGGCCUAUUUUGCCAUCAGUUUGCGGGAAUGGGAGGUGAUGUAGAGAUGCCUUUGUUUAUAUCUCUGUCUGUCCUUACUUUUGGCCGUCAAGGAAAAUGAGUGUGACACAUAUCACCAAAAGUAUCUAAUCAACAGUCAUUACACUUUAUUGGGAGUAUUUUUUUCUAUGUGACAAAUUGUUCACGUGAGCCGUCGUCGUCCGUCGUAAAGAGUUCCAACUUUUAUACUGUAGAGGUCAAAAUUCUGAACCAGUCGUAAUGCGACUUAGUCAGGAUGUUUCUAGAGUGUUUGGGGUUGUGUGUGCGUCCAGUAAAUCUACCUUUACCUUUUAUUCUUUUAUCAGUCAGGAUGUUUGUUUUAUUAACAUAAUGUCGGAUGAAUUGUAAACCGUUUAAAGAACAAGACCACACUAAUAACUUUUAACACUCAAGACCCCGUAUUGUUUACUAGAUCUACGAGAAAUCUGGUUAGAAUGUUUGUCUUUAUGAAAUCAAGGGCAAGUUUGCAACUGGGUGACUUGUGUCAAAAAAUAUGUCACUUGGUAAUGUCAAAGUAAAACGUUGUUAACAUUCUAGAUGUUUUUUUUUUCUACUAAAUCUACAUAACUUCUGAAACUAGAUUUCCUGGAACCGGAAACUAUGCCACUAAAUAGCUAGGUCUGGAAUCAGAAACUAUGCCACUAGGUCAAACCACCUGAAAACCAAACCUUUCAAUACUCUAGAGGACAUAGUUUCAAGCUGAUUUAUAUGAAACCGAUCUAAUGAAUCUAAAAUAAGAUUUGUCAGGUUUUUGUUAUAGAAUUCAAGUUAAUCUUGUAUCCCAAUUUAAAGUUUGUUUUUAAAUCUUGUAAAGACAAAUAUAAUCACCUUGUUUCAUACUUAUAGAAAGUGUUAAGAAGGCUUUUCUAUCAUUUUACAAAGUAACAUAGCUUUUGACACAAGCUGACUAAGUUUAAAACUUGAUCUAGUUUUGAAUAAGACAAACAGUAUAACUAUGUUUUAAAUGGACUACACAUGUGAGCUCUAAAGUGUUGAUAGUUAAAUCGUGAAGGCUGGACGUCGAUGGACGAAGACUGACGACGGAUACAAUGCUAUUGAAAUAGCUCACACUGAGCAUUUAUUUUCAAGUCAACU